This is a messenger RNA of Aedes aegypti (yellow fever mosquito), 1945 nucleotides long. Its product is annotated as outer dynein arm protein 1. The record is from RefSeq and is a predicted model, not a curated record. The transcript has a single exon. NCBI's taxonomy places the organism in Eukaryota, Metazoa, Arthropoda, Insecta, Diptera, Culicidae. The coding region runs from base 205 to 1878 and encodes 557 amino acids.
AAGAAAUAAAAAAAUAAAAACAAAAAAAAAUAAAAGAAAAAAAAAUAGGUUAAGAAAUUACUUGUCAGCAGCGAAUCAGGCUAAAAGUUACUUGAUAAUCCCUCGACAGAGUCUGCUGGAGUAAUCGUUGGCUACUUUGAUUCUAUUACGAUAACAAGUCCAUUAUCUGUCAUUGUGCCUUCUCCAGCACAAGCGAGAAACAAAAUGUCCGACUCCCAGGAAGCCUUCCUCAUUGCGCCCGAGGUGGACGAAAACCUUAGCCCCGAGGAACGUCUCAAGGUCGAUCGCACAUUCGAGAAGGAAAUUACUCGCUUGCAGCGCCAAUAUCUGAACAUAGCCAAUUCAACUGCCGCUUCCAAAGAUGUUCAGAUUAUGCGAUGUCUGGAGAAGAAGCUCAAAUACUUGCAACGGGAAAAGACGGAACUCAAAACCAAGCUUAAGGUUGCGUACGCUCCCUGUCACGUUCGACGAUACGAUCGGCAGGUUCAACUGGUGGAAGCCCACGUUCGCGUGCAGGAUGAUCUGGACUUGAAAAUGAACGGCCUUCGAACGGAGAUUCGUCACCUGGAAUCGCAAAUGAAGCGGCUCGAUAAGGAGAGGAAGGAGCUUCAGAAGGUUUCGCAGUCGGAUUACUUCUUCUACAAUCGGGUUACGAAAGCUAAGAAACGACUAGCGACGUUGGAAGAUCGAUUGUAUCACCUGAAGAAGCGGGAAGCUACGAAUAUCACCAAGAACCACAAACUGAAAAGCGUGAUUAAGGAUAUGUUGGUGGAUAGGAAGCUAUUUCACCAGCAUUGGAGAAGGAUGAUAGACACUUUGGGGUACGAUAAGAAGUUUUUGAUCGAUAUGAUUGAAAGGACGAUACUGGCGUUCAACCAGGGGGAGGAGCUGUGCCACAAAAUUGACGCCGUCAAGAAUCACGCUGCAAGAGAAGAGAAGUCUCAACGACAGGAAAUGAUGGAGCUACAACGAAGAAUCAAUAACGACCAAAAGAAUCAUGAGUUUUUGCGGGUGAAGGGCUUCCAUCGGGAUAUGUGCGAUUUGGAUCCAAGAGAGGUUCGCCGAAGAAAUAUGAUGAAAGACGAUUACGGAAGGAAGCUUGAACUGUACCAAAAAAUCAUCGAAAAGACAAAACUGUUCUGUGGAGUUGAAGAUAUCUCGCAUUUGAUUGAGAAGUAUCAAAAACAGGAAGACACGUUUUUCGCUCAUUUCAAUUACCUGAACGAAUUGAAUCACCAGUAUGAACAGCUGAACUGUAUCCUCAUGGAUUUGUACACAAGUGUGAAUGACUUGAAGGAACAGAAGCUUAGAAAAGAAGUAAGCCAAGAUCAUGCUUUCAAGCAGCUGCACGAAAAGCUACUAAAGGAGACAGAGAAAACUCAAAAACUGCAGUCAACGGUGAAAUCAAACGAUUCGGAGCUCCUUGAGCAAUUUGAAGAAAUUGACGAAAUUUUGUUGGAUGUCGGGUAUGAUCGAUCGGACGUGAAAAACCUCCUAGGUGAGCAUCGGAAAGUGACCAAACACAACGUGAAACGAUUCCUAGCGGCACUGGAAAUCAAACUGAACGAGCGUCUGGCGGUAGUCUACACUCAUCUACAACCCGAGGAAGAACCAGCUCUGAGGCGACCUGUUGCUCGCAGCUCGCAGGAAAUUAUUCGCAUCGAAGAAGUUGUAACUACUCAACAAUGUGCGGAAUGUGCCGAGGGACAGGACGUCAAUAAGUACGAUGAGGCCAUUGUGCUCCCGAAGGAGAUGUCUGAAAUCCGGGAGGGAAUGAAAGCAAAGGUUAAAGCCCCGGAUAUGCAGUACCGGUUGCAUAAUUUAAGCAAGUGCAAGCUUCCUCGGUCGCGGAUUCUGGUCAAUAAGAGAUACCAAUGAAAACCAUCUAAAUUUAAAUCGUUGUGACAAUAAAUUUUUAGUCAUUUCAUCCAUGGGGAUGCAUUAA